Messenger RNA from Ceraceosorus guamensis, 792 nucleotides. RefSeq names its product ribosomal protein 60S. NCBI's taxonomy places the organism in Eukaryota, Fungi, Basidiomycota, Exobasidiomycetes, Ceraceosorales, Ceraceosoraceae. Gene Ontology annotation, cellular component: cytosolic large ribosomal subunit; ribosome. The coding region runs from base 56 to 397 and encodes 113 amino acids. The record is from RefSeq and is a predicted model, not a curated record. Gene Ontology annotation, molecular function: structural constituent of ribosome; protein kinase activator activity; ribonucleoprotein complex binding. The transcript is spliced from 5 exons. Gene Ontology annotation, biological process: cytoplasmic translation; translational elongation.
UGCUUUACCGUCCACAUCAACCUGCAUUCCACUCAAGGUAUACAACGCUUUCAAGAUGGCUUCUCCUGACCUUGCUGCUACUUACGCCUCCCUCAUCCUCGCUGAUGAGGGUCUCGAGAUCACUUCCGAGAAGAUUGUGCAGCUGACCACUGCAGCUGGCACACCGAUUGAGCCAAUCUGGGCCACUCUGCUUGCCAAGGCUCUGGACGGAAAGAACGUCAAGGAGAUCUUGACCAAUAUCGGAUCCGGAUCUGGCGGUGCUGCCGUUGCUGCUCCAGCUGCUGCUGCCGCUGGUGGCGCCGCCGCCGCUGCUGACGCACCUGCCGCUGAGGAAAAGAAGAAGGAGGAGGAGAAGGAGGAGUCUGACGAUGACAUGGGUUUCGGUCUCUUCGACUAAGCAGAAGUACCAUACAAGUGUCUGGGUCCACCUUCUCAAAACUUGCGGCAUUCAAUCGAGUGCCUUGUAUUCUCUCAACCCUUCUCGCUCGUGCUCGUCACAUUGCGCACUUCACCAACCAACACGCACGCACUCACACCAUGCAAGCUAUGGCGUUCUGCUAUUGGUUGACCGUUUGAUAUCAAGCCGUGAAGUCUAGCGAGAUUCGCGGGAGGCAAGAGAGGAGGACAAUAGCUGCCGUGUAUCAAGAGUCCGUUUGGGUUCCGCUCCGGGACGUGCGAGAAUCUUGAGAAGGCUUCGCGUUGAAAUAUGGUCGCAGAUUGACUUGAUGGGUCGGAACAAAAAUUGCCAUGAGUUCAUGGGGUGGGGGGCGCAAGCACGGGACGCGGGGCAGG